CUCCAGCAUUCUCCUACGGCUUAACUCUCAACGGCCAAACAUUUCUGCCCCGGACGUUUCUGCUCAGUCACCAAUUGACCAUGGAGGCCAAAAUUGUCAAACGAAACGCUUUUUCGUGUGUGGUGCCAAAUAGCCGUAAAAUCUCAAGCCGUACCAUUUCCAGAGCUGGCAGCAUGGACUUCAGCGGGUACCUUGCAGACUACCAGCCCCACAGGUUCAAUUCUGGAACCAUGGCCAUCGGGAACGAAAAGUUUGCCCUGCAGCAGCUGAACGACCGCCUGGCCAGCUACAUGGAGACUGUGAGGAGCCUGGAGAAGGCCAACAGCAAGCUGGAGCUCAAAAUCAGAGAGACCACCGAGAAACGAGGCCCUCUGGAGUGGAAGGAGUACAGCAAAUAUCAUGCGAUCAUUGCGGAUCUGCGAGCAAAGAUCUUUGACAAGAUUAAGGGCAACAUGCGGAUUGCGAUCGCCAUUGACAACGUCCACUUGGCCUCAGAUGACUUUAGGAUCAAGAUGGAGUACGAGCUAUCUAUGCGUCAGGCAGUGGAGGCUGAUAUUGCAAGACUUCGAAAGAUUCUGGAUGACACCAAUGUGAUCCGUCUGCACUUGGAGAGCGACAUUGAAUCGCGGAAGGAAGAGUUAAUCACCCUCAAGAAGACCCGAGACACUGACGUUGCUGAAUUGCGUGCCAAGAUCACUCACGUCGCAGUCCAAGUGGAUGUCGAUGCCCCCAAAGGCCAGGACCUAGCCAGGGUCAUGGAGGAGAUGAGAUCUCAGUACGAGAAGAUCAUCAAGAAGAAUGCAGAGGAGCUCAAAGCAUGGCACGAAUCCCAGAUCACAGAGGUGCAGGUCCAAGUGACUGAGCAGACAACGGCCCUGAAAGAAACCACAAAGUUGCUCAGUGAAACCAGGAGGAAAUAUCAGACGUUGGAGAUCGAGGGGCAGUCGACACUGAGCCUGUUAGAGACCCUGAAGGCAACACUCCAGGACACUGAAAUGCGCUACAAUAUGGAAGUGGAAAACUACAAUGGGAUCAUUCUGAGGCUGCAGGAAGAGCUCACUCAGCUCCACACUGAAAUCCAGCACAAUCGAAGCGAAUACGAGCUCCUCCUCAACAUCAAGGUCAAACUAGAGGCUGAGAUUGCCGAGUACAGGAGGCUGCUGGACGGAGGGAAAGAAAUAAAACUUGAGGAAGCCGUUAGCAAGAAGAAGGUCGAGACCAAAGUGGUGACCGUGACUCAGACUCUAGUGGAUGGCAAAGUGGUGUCAGAGAGUAAGGACGUCAAGACCGGUGUGUUGGCGGAUGUGUAGAAACUGAAAGAAUAAACAGAAAUAAAGCCAUGCUGGGAUGCACUAUCA
Hippocampus comes (tiger tail seahorse) is the source of this 1358-nucleotide messenger RNA. Its product is annotated as keratin, type I cytoskeletal 18-like. The record is from RefSeq and is a predicted model, not a curated record. Gene Ontology annotation, molecular function: structural molecule activity. The coding region runs from base 81 to 1310 and encodes 409 amino acids. The transcript is spliced from 7 exons. NCBI's taxonomy places the organism in Eukaryota, Metazoa, Chordata, Actinopteri, Syngnathiformes, Syngnathidae. Gene Ontology annotation, cellular component: cytoskeleton; keratin filament. Gene Ontology annotation, biological process: intermediate filament cytoskeleton organization.